Penicillium bovifimosum is the source of this 573-nucleotide messenger RNA. Its product is annotated as Aspartyl/glutamyl-tRNA(Asn/Gln) amidotransferase C subunit. The transcript has a single exon. Gene Ontology annotation, molecular function: glutaminyl-tRNA synthase (glutamine-hydrolyzing) activity. NCBI's taxonomy places the organism in Eukaryota, Fungi, Ascomycota, Eurotiomycetes, Eurotiales, Aspergillaceae. The record is from RefSeq and is a predicted model, not a curated record. Gene Ontology annotation, biological process: glutaminyl-tRNAGln biosynthesis via transamidation; regulation of translational fidelity. Bases 1 to 573 code for a protein of 190 amino acids.
AUGAUCUCUCCUCGCAUUGGCGCUCGACUCGCGAAGUCGCUACGUCCAAGUCCAUUCCGCCUGAACGCGACGUUCACUCGCUCCUACCCCGAUAAAUCCGACAAUGCAAGCAUUGAGUCCAUACUUGGCGCGCCAAACUGGUCUGUCAAGUCGCUUCUGCCGGACCCAGCUUCGAAACCACCACCGUCAAUCACGCCGAAACAACUGCACCAUCUGCUGCGCAUCUCGGCUCUUCCCCAGCCUAUCGACCAAGAGGAAGAGCAGUUGAUGCUGGAUACACUUGAGUCCCAAAUUCAUUUCGUCAAAGAGAUGCAACUUGUCGAUACUACAGGCGUCGAACCGUUAGCGAGAAUUCGCGACGAGAGUCCCGCUGCUAUGGAGGAGGCUAAGAUCGGACUCGAACAGCUGAAGGAGGCUCUGUCUAGGGAGAAAGUCUCAGGACGACGGAAAAGGAUCGAACGUGUCCCAAGAGAAAGGAAUGAUUGUCCGGAUGGAACAGCUUGGGAUGGGAAUGCACUUGCGUGCGCAACCAAGAAAAUGGGGAAAUACUUCGUUGUCGAGAUUGGCAAUUGA